This is a messenger RNA of Perognathus longimembris pacificus (Pacific pocket mouse), 171 nucleotides long. Its product is annotated as keratin-associated protein 20-2-like. The record is from RefSeq and is a predicted model, not a curated record. NCBI's taxonomy places the organism in Eukaryota, Metazoa, Chordata, Mammalia, Rodentia, Heteromyidae. The transcript has a single exon. The coding region runs from base 1 to 171 and encodes 56 amino acids.
AUGUGCUACUACGGCAGCUACUAUGGAGGCCUGGGCUACGGUUAUGGUGGUCUGGGCUACGGCUAUGGUGGCCUUGGCUGUGGCUAUGGCUGUGGCUAUGGUUCUGGAUAUGGAAGAUAUUCCUGCUAUCGUCCAUGCUGCUAUGGGAGAUACUGGUCUUUUGGCUACUAG